AUGCCAAGAGAAGACAAAGAACAAGAAGAGGAGCAAAAAGCUCGAACUGCUUAUGACUUAAUUCGAAUGCGACUUGACCGACUUGAGAAAAAUAUUGAUAAACUCGCAUCUAUUCCUCAGAGAAGAGAUGCCAGGAAACCUCGACCACCACCAGACUUUGUACGCAAUGUUGUUGGUUCUUCGGCUGCAGCGGGAAGCGCAGAAUUUCAUAUAUUUCGAAGUAAUCGCAAACGUGAAAUGGAUAGGUUGGACUAUAUGUACAAAAAGGCAGAAGAAGAGGAACUUGAUGCAGAAUUCCAGGAGAGACGUGAGAAACAACUCCGGUCAGAGGAAGAGAGAACUGCUAAGAAACGUUUGAAGAGACAGCGUCAGAAGGAAAAAUUGGCUCUGAAAAAGAAAUUGAAGAAGAAAGGUAUUGGGAAAGAAAAAGAUGAAAUUGGAAGUGAGGAAUCGAGCUUAGAAGGCACUUCAGAAGGCCAUAAAGAAGAAACUUUCAUCAAUGAAAAGGAAUCCUCACCAGGAGUGGGAGACUCAAAGUCUGAGAAACCAUCCGAAACAGGCUUCCCAGUACAUAAAAUAGGCAAUGAGGAGCCGUCAUCAACAAUGGAACAGUCAGAAGUCGCAUCAUAA
This is a messenger RNA of Enterobius vermicularis (human pinworm), 630 nucleotides long. Lineage: Eukaryota; Metazoa; Nematoda; Chromadorea; Rhabditida; Oxyuridae. The record is from the annotation of a GenBank genome assembly.